Messenger RNA from Rosa chinensis, 1422 nucleotides. RefSeq names its product F-box/kelch-repeat protein At3g23880. The record is from RefSeq and is a predicted model, not a curated record. Gene Ontology annotation, molecular function: protein binding. Bases 1 to 1422 code for a protein of 473 amino acids. The transcript has 4 exons. Lineage: Eukaryota; Viridiplantae; Streptophyta; Magnoliopsida; Rosales; Rosaceae.
AUGGGUUGUCGGAGAGGAGCACAAAUGGAGAAGCCAAUGCAUGGAUCAGCAAUCGUGCCUUACCUUCCACUCGAUGUAAUCGCCGAAAUACUUGCAAAACUUUCUGUCAAAUCCUUGUUGCAAUUUAGAGUUGUGUGCAAGUCAUGGUGCUCCUUAAUCUCAAGUCAUCAAUUUGUCAAAAAGUAUUUGUCACAAGUCACCACCAGUCCUUCAAGACUAAGCAUGAAUCCUUUUGGCUUGGUUAACGACUUGACUUUCUACCAUCUUCAUGAUUCCAUAGUAGUCUGUGAAAGUUCAAUCGAUUUCCGGAUCGAAGAAUCUGAGUACUGUGUCAUGGGUUCUUGUGACGGUUUAGUAUGUGUAAAAGAAUGUCACCAUGGUAUGAUCUUCCUCUGGAAUCCAAGAACAAGAUGCGCCAAAAUAUUACCUUGUACUUCCGAAGUACAUGGGAAAGUGUAUGAACUUGGAUGGAAGUAUGGAUUCGGUCACGACUGCAAUAGUGACGACUACAAGGUGCUAACAUUGAGUCCUGAAGAAAAUACUCUUCAUAAGAUGGAGUACUUUAGUUAUAAAUCCAUGAUGUACACAUUAGGAACAGACUCUUGGAGGAGGAUUCGGGAUUCACCACUUGGUUGUGUGUUUGUCGACAAGUCUGCUACUUUUGUUAGUGGAGCUCUACACUGGAUGGCGGAUCAAGAACCAAGUCUUACUAGGGUAAUUAUUUCUCUUGAUUUAACAAGUGAGACAUACAUAGAAGUGCCACAACCUGAUUAUGAGUAUUCUUCUGAACUUGCUGAAGUGGGGGCUUCAAGAGGAUGCUUAUGCUUGCUUGCUUACGACAAUGAUGAAUAUUAUGAUAUUUGGGUGAUGAAUGAAUAUGGGGUGCGAGAGUCUUGGACCAAAUCGAUCAAAAUCCCAUUUAUGUGGGAAUUUCUUGGCUGCUUAAAACCGCUGACAUGGGCUGGGCUCUUAUUGGCGAUUCAUCAGGACAUGACCGUUAUUGAUGUUGAGAGCGAUUGCUCCCUUGUUGUUACUGCUCUGCAGCGUGAUGUGCAAGAUAGAUCUGAAAUUGGGCGUAUUAUCGAUGAUUAUGAAACUCCUGUUAUUAUUCGGGAUGUUCUCUAUGAGGAUGUUUGUAAUAUUUCUAAUGUUGCACGGGGUUCAGGUGGGAAUGUGGCUUCCUACAAUGCAAACAGAAACUCAGUUAGGUAUCUUUCAACUAAAAAUGAUGAUUAUUUAUAUCGGACCCCUGAAUAUGCCUUUUAUGUAGAGAGCCUAGUCUCACCCAAUGCCUACAGUGGAGACAACGAGAUUAGUCAUCUCAAUAUCAAUAUCGUACAAGAAAAAAGAGUGGUGAUAAAUGCAUGUGGAGCAACAGAAAACGGCUUCACUUCAAUCACUUGGCAGCUCCAGGAUGCAUGA